Siniperca chuatsi (mandarin fish) is the source of this 1003-nucleotide messenger RNA. RefSeq names its product acylphosphatase-2-like. NCBI's taxonomy places the organism in Eukaryota, Metazoa, Chordata, Actinopteri, Centrarchiformes, Sinipercidae. Gene Ontology annotation, molecular function: acylphosphatase activity. Bases 16 to 471 code for a protein of 151 amino acids. The record is from RefSeq and is a predicted model, not a curated record. The transcript has 5 exons.
CUGCGGCUCAAGCCGAUGGCCUUAAAACAGGCCACGGAGGGUUCAAGGCCAUCAGACGCUGCCGAAAUACACCGACCCGCUGCUCAGCUGUUCUCAAAACAGUUUCACCUGUUUGACAAGUUUUACAAACUGGACCCAACCUACACGUUCGUCAGAAAACUUCACUCCUGUACAGGAUGUCUGAAGGUGAAUCAGCAGGAACCAAACUGGUGUCGGUGGACUUUGAGAUCUUCGGUUACGUUCAGGUACACAGAGAAGGAGGGUCUGCGGCUCGGUCUGGUCGGCUGGGUGAAGAACACCUACAGUGGGACGGUGGUGGGACAGGUCCAGGGUCCUGCUGACAUGGUGGAGGAGAUGAAGGUGUGGUUGAGUAAAGAAGGAAGUCCAACCAGUCGGAUCACCAGAGCCUCCUUCACCAACCAGAGAGCCAUCGACAAGCUGGAGCUCUCCGGCUUCAAGACUCGCUUCUGACCAACUAAUCAAACGUACCCCGAAGAGCUUCUCUUGCUUCCCCAGUGCAAAAACGCCGAGAGCUGCUUCUUGUGUUCAGACCUGUGCAAAAGCUGACUGUAAUGAUAUAAGUUUAGAUUUUAUAUCCUUGCUCCUGUGAACUGUGAAUGAAGAAGGACUCAGGUUUGAGUCCAGUCACUCUGGAUUAGAGCUGUGGAAACUGAGUUGACUCGCUGUUUCAGGCUGAAAGUGUUCUGUCAGAUAAAUAAAUACAUGGUAAUAUUGUAUUUAUAAUAAAAGAAAAGUCUUGGUGUAAUGUAUCCAUCUGUACCACAGAGCCAAAGCCAACACUCAAAAACACCCGCUGCUUUGAAAAACAUUGUACUGAAGCAGUCAAAGCAUUGAGCAUUUUUAUGGCUAUUCUGAUGGCUGUUUGUAGCAGUUGCAUUAAAUUAAAAUUAAUAAGUGAAGUUACAGUAUGAUGUAAAACACUGCACUUAAGUUAUGUUAAGAUGCGUUACGGUAUGCAAAAUUAAAUUAAGUUCCGAUGUAA